AUGGAGGGAGAGCCUAUGCCCGAUGCCCUGAUCUCCCCGGCCUUGCAACUGCAGACCGUCUCCGAAUUCCCCGCGCCGUCGCUAUCCCCAUCGUCUAAAUUAGAUGAAGGCUACUCGGACGACACCCGGAGCCAGACGGACAAGGAUCUGGGGUCGGAAAAUGUUAUGGCACUUCCCAACUGGGUGCUCGCUCAGAGUGAAGCCGGCAGAGCUGAACUUGCAUAUAGUCUUCUCCGAUCUCUUCGAACCUCAACCAUCGUCGCAGUGGUCGAACGAUUAAACCCGAUACUUCACAUGGACCCGGUCGUGAAGCUCCCACCGGAGGUGACAUUCGAAAUCUUCUCCUACCUCGAACCUCGUACUCUCCUCAAUGCAUCGCUCGCAUCUCGUUCGUGGCGCGACCGGAUCUUAGACUCCGGUUUGUGGAGAUUUCUAUACGCAAAUGAAGGUUGGCGAUCGGAUUUGUCCGCGAUUCGUGCUUUCGAGCAAGAAAAUUUCGAGCCUGUCUCGCCCCAGACGCGCAAGUCUCGCCUGCGACAUCCGGAACCAGAUCUCGGAGAACCCAAACAGAAAAAACGUGUCCCUCCCAGCUGGCAUGAACGGAGCGGCGAACAGCAGCACUCGACCGUUUUUGGUCCUGUUAUGGAAGCCGACGACGAAGGGGACCACCACAUGAGCGACGGCAAUGAACGCACCCCAGGUUCCUCUCACGAUUCAGACUUCACCCUGCCAGAUUCACUCUCUGUGGCCUCCUCGCCUCUAUACCCACCAUUGCAAACUUCUCUGCUCCUGCGAUCCCCCAACGGCAAUGCUCAAAUCAACUGGACCCACCUUUAUAAGCAGCGGCGGCGUCUCGAAGCAAACUGGCACAAAGGCCGCUACACCAAUUUUCAACUGCCAGACCCUUCUUACCCAGACGAAGCCCACACGGAAUGUGUCUAUGCAAUUCAGUUCGAAGGUGAUUGGCUGGUCAGCGGAAGCCGUGACAGGACCGUCCGAGUCUGGAAUCUGAGUACUAAACGACUGCGAUACAACGCACUGCGAGGGCAUGCCAAGUCGGUCCUAUGUCUCCAGUUUGACCCUCAUCCCGAGGAAGACAUAAUUAUAUCUGGCAGCAGUGACAAGACUGUCAUCGUCUGGAAGUUUUCCACCGGAGAUCUGAUCCAUCAAAUCAAAGAAGCGCAUGCUGACUCUGUGUUGAACCUCAAGUUCGACAAACGCUACCUUGUCACCUGCUCGAAAGACCGAACCGUUAAGGUAUGGAGCCGCCGGGAUAUGCUACCCACCAGCGCAGAUUACCCGCAGGUAUGCCGAGGGGGUGGAGCGGCGUAUCCUUCAUAUAUCAUUGAUCUCAAGGAAGCUUCACCCAAUUUCAUUGAAGCCGGCAUUGCCAAUGGCCAUAUUCAAGCCCUCAAGCCCUACUCGUUGCUAAUGGCUGUGCAUGGACACAGUGCUGCCGUAAACGCCAUGCAACUUAACGGGGAUGAUAUUGUCACUGCAUCUGGAGAUCGCAUGAUCAAAGUCUGGAAUAUCCGAACAGGUGCUUGUACGAAGACGUUGAUGGGCCACGAAAAGGGAAUCGCUUGUGUUGAGUUCGACAGUCGCAGAAUCAUUAGCGGCAGCAACGACAACACCGUCCGCGUCUAUGAUCACAUCUCGGGGGCGGAGGUGGCCUGCCUUCGCGGUCACAGCAACCUCGUUCGGACCGUUCAAGCAGGUUUUGGCGAUCCUCCCGGCGCCGAUGAAACCCUUCGUCAAGAAGCGCAGGCCGUGGAAAAUGACUUCUUCGCUGCUCAAGAGACUGGAGAAGCCGUGGAUCUGGGUCGGCGAGAACAACGACGCCGAACUGGUUACCAAACUGACACCCACGGAUCACGAGACCCUCGCGAUAUCACUGCGCUGGGAGCUAAGAUUCCCCCUGGGGGUGGAGGUAGCAAUUGGUCCCGCAUCGUGUCAGGAUCUUAUGAUGAGACCAUCGUGAUCUGGCACAAGGAUGGCGAGGGGAAAUGGACACAGGCACAUCAAUUGAAACAACUCGACGCCAUCGCCAAUACCGCCCAUGACAACCUCAGUCAAAUGGCGCGCAACACGGUCGCCGCUCAAGCUCAACACCUACAAGCAGCCCAGGUUCUCAUGACACUCCCUGGUCAACAGGCUGGCGGCCAACUCCCCAAUGCGAACGCCCAUGCUGGGCCCGCCAAUCCCCACAACCAGGGCCAAGCAAUGCCCCCUGCAGCCGCCAACGGGGCCCCACCCAAUCCUCUUGCCGCUCAUCACCACCAUCACCACGUCCACCCACGCCGACCUCCAUUUAUACCUCAUAACACUGCGAGAGUAUUCAAACUUCAGUUUGACGCGAGGAAAAUCAUUUGUGCCAGCGUCGACCCUCGCAUUGUAGGAUGGGAUUUUGCCAACGACGACGAAGAAAUCAUCGAGGCAUGCCCAUUCUUCCAGGGACUAUGA
Molecule: messenger RNA, 2463 nt
Organism: Penicillium brevicompactum
Lineage: Eukaryota; Fungi; Ascomycota; Eurotiomycetes; Eurotiales; Aspergillaceae
Product: F-box and WD domain protein
Exons: 2
Coding region: 1-2463 (820 amino acids)
Molecular function (GO): protein binding
Source: RefSeq, a predicted model, not a curated record